Molecule: messenger RNA, 477 nt
Organism: Ambispora leptoticha
Lineage: Eukaryota; Fungi; Glomeromycota; Glomeromycetes; Archaeosporales; Ambisporaceae
Source: the annotation of a GenBank genome assembly
AUGAAAAGUGCACAAUCAUUACAAGAUAAUAUAAUCAAAGUUGCUAAGAGUGAUAUGAAUGGACAAUCUUUAAUAUGGGGUGCACAUGAUAUCAGUUCAGAAAGAUCAUUAAUGAUGGAAGCUGAAGAAAAACAAAUUAAUAUCAAGGCAUUUUUUCUGAUUCAGCUGCUUCUUUUGGCCAAGUUUAAUGACCAUCAUACCAAUAUAAUUCGAACAAAUGGUAUUCCCUCUGUUUCAACCAAUAAUCAAUCAAUAUUACGUAAUGGCACCCGAAAACUUCCAGAUGAUGAUGAAACUGUAGAACAUGAAUCAACUACCAUUGGGCUCGAUUACCAAGUGAGUGACAAUGACAAUGAAGAUAAAUUUGGAGAGGGAACAAGUUCCGAAACUUAUUAUCAGACAAAUCAAAAUUCCGAAGAAAAGGAAGAUUUGGUUACGGGACAAAGAUGGGAAAAACUAAUUCAAGAAUGGAAAUAG